Pocillopora verrucosa is the source of this 315-nucleotide messenger RNA. The record is from RefSeq and is a predicted model, not a curated record. Lineage: Eukaryota; Metazoa; Cnidaria; Anthozoa; Scleractinia; Pocilloporidae.
AUGACAACUCCUUCGGGUGGCAAACAAACCCAGCAAUGGGGAAAUACAACUCCUUCGGGAGGCAAACAAACCCAGCAAUGGGGAAAUACAACUCCUUCUGGAGGCGAACAAACCCAGCUAUGGGACAAUACAACUCCUUCUAGAGGCGAACAAACCCAGCAAUGGGAUAAUACAACUCCUUCGGGAGGCAAACAAACCCAGCAAUGGGACGAUAUAUACAACUCCUUCUGUAGGCGAACAAACCCAGCAAUGGGACAAUACAACUCCUUCUGGAGGCGAACAAACCCAGCAAUGGGGCAAUACAACUCCUUCUAG